UAGUAAUAAGUUGCAUUUUUGCUGCUUUUUUAUCACCGAUGACCGUUCAGUACUGGAAAUUUAGGGAGUGAAAACAAGAAUAUCUAACAUAAAAAAUGCGUUCAUAUACAAGAAAAUCAAUUGUGUGGAACUAUUUCGAAAUGCGACAGGAUAAACAAAGCGUCAUGUGCAAUAUAUGUAAAAAACAAUACAAAUACUAUGGCAAUACCACCAAUUUGAAAGAGCAUUUGAAAAGACUUCAUCCUGCGGCGCUUGUAAAAAAAGAAGAUCAGUCUGCUAAAAAAAGCACAACACAAGGAUACGCAGAAAAGUGCACUACACCAGCAACUGCUGCAUCUUCCAGUUCCAAUUUAAAUCGGAUAAAGAACAAGCCUGCGGAAACGAGCAUUUGCACAACUAAUGUCAAACGCGCUAGGCAAUCCGUAGAAGACUCCGCGGAAGUCAUACUGAUUACCGAAGAAUACAGACAACUACUCGAUGACUUGGUUGUUAAACUAGUUGUUACAGACUUUCAACCGCUAUCGAUUGUCGAAGACCGGGGAUUUAAAGAGCUUGUCGCCAACCUGAAUCCGAAUUAUAGUUUGCCUUCAAAGAAAACUCUGAGCAAGCAGUUAUUGCCUCAGUGCUACUAUAAAUUAUAUGCUGGAUUUAUGGAAAAGUUACACUCUCAGGACCACAUGUCAAUAACGACUGACUAUUGGACGUCGAAUACUGAAAAAGCCUAUAUUAGCGUAACCGCGCACUUUAUUCAGGACUGGAAGUUAUAUGCGAUAACAUUGGCAAUUCGUGAAGUGUCGGUUUCUAAUAAUAGUGAAGAUACUGGUGCCGUGCUUAAAGACAUUUUGGACGAAGUCGGUGUUUUCGACAAAGUUGUAACCAUUGUGACCAACAACGCUGAAAAUAUGAAACAGGCAGUCCUGAAUGAUCUUAAUAAACACCAUCACCCGUGCGUCGCUCACACUGUUAAUCUUUGUGUGAAUGACGCACUUGAUAGUAUCAAAGGCCUGUCGCCUAUUUUGACCAAGUGUCGACUCUUGGUAGGCCAUUUCAAGCUCUGCACUCUGUCGUAUCGAAAGCUUCACCAAAAACAAGAAGAAAUGGGCUUACAAGCACUAGGGUUAAAACGAGAGGUUCCCACUCUGUGGAACUCCACAUACCUCAUGAUGGAAAGGCUUUUGCGAUUAAAACAGCCACUUUCCAUCGUAUUGGCCGAGUUGACGUUGGAAUCAGCGCCAAAUAAUUUAUCCGGCUCCGAGUGGGCGAUCGUAACAGACUGCGUGGUAGCAUUAAAACCAUUUAUUACCAUAACAGAAGAAUUAGCAUCAGAAAAGUAUGUAACUAUGUCGAAAAUUGUACCUCUGAUCAAAGGUUUACAGUUCACUUUGAGGCUUGUAAGCGUAGACACUUUCGUUGGUGAGCAAUUGAAGGAAUCAUUGUUGGACGCCAUUUCAAAUAGACUGGGAUAUUUGGAGGUAAACAAAAUGGUGGCCAAGGCCACAAUUGUGGAUCCGCGUUUUAAAACUGCCGGAUUUGGCAUCGAUAGCAAUGCUAGAACUGCGCAGGAUUGGUUGACUGAAGAGUUGGCGAUAAUACUUGAAAAUAAAACAGAAGAUGCCCCGGAAGUUAUUGAGCUCACCGAAGACAUGGUUGAAACUAAACCUCAGAUCGUCGAUGAAGGCAAUUUAUGGUUGCAUUUUGAUCAAAAAGUCGCAAAUGCCAGUUCGGUCGAAGAACCCAAUUCUAUGUCUGCUAUAAUGGUAAAGCAGUACUUCGAAACGAAACUUUUGCCCAGGAAAGAUGAUCCCUUGAUGUAUUGGAAAGACCAUGAACGGUUUUUCCCAGAACUGGCAAAUUUGGCUAAAAAAUAUUUGUCAAUACCAGCUACAUCCAUUCCAGCUGAGAGGCUAUUUUCUAAAUCCGGAUAUAUGUUGAAUGAAAGAAGAAGCAGAUUGCCUUCCAAGAAUUUAAAUGAAAUCUUAUUUCUUAAUGCUAACAUGUAGCGUCAACAAUUUCCGCGAUAAUAAGUGAUUAAUGUGUUAGUUAUAACUAUAACAUUUAUUCUAGAAUUUAAAAAUACCAAGUAUCUGGACAAGGGCACGGAGCAGUUACAUCUCGACCGAUCGUGUUAAAGUUAAUAGUUUCCGAGGUACAGGGUGUCAAAGUGUAAAUAAAUUAUGUAAUUGAAUGUAAUAAAAUUUCGUUUUUCAAUUGA
This is a messenger RNA of Dendroctonus ponderosae (mountain pine beetle), 2212 nucleotides long. Its product is annotated as E3 SUMO-protein ligase ZBED1-like. Gene Ontology annotation, molecular function: DNA binding; protein dimerization activity. The record is from RefSeq and is a predicted model, not a curated record. The transcript has a single exon. NCBI's taxonomy places the organism in Eukaryota, Metazoa, Arthropoda, Insecta, Coleoptera, Curculionidae. Bases 96 to 2000 code for a protein of 634 amino acids.